AUCAUGAACCAGUCAGGGGUCAGUCGCUGUUCAGUACGUGAGAGCGUUCAAAUGUGAUAGUAUCGUUAAGGCUAUGUGUGUGUUUUAGGGGAAGCUUUAGUUUUCUUGUUUGAUCAGUUGUACAUAGCGUGCAGCGUGCAAUAUCCUUAUCACGAGGAACACUUACGCCAAAUGGCCGUUCGGUCAGGUGAAUGGUACUGGAGAAAACAUGUCUCAGCUCGGCACGGCGGCGUUGAAAUGAACCACAUGCAAUAGUUAUGUAAAGCCAGAGGGCAGAGGCAGUCCAGAAGGGGUGAAAAAAGAAAAGGGCAUGAGCGAGCGAGCCCCCCUCCCCUGAGUGUGGAAAGUGCUAAGGGGGAGUUUUGCGAUGAGCGUGUAGCGCCGCCGCAGCGCAAAAGGAUAAUACAGUGAAGCAGUGAAGUGACCCACGGCGCUCGGGCUGUGGGGCGUGGUGUGGCGCGCGGUGUGUGUGUGUGAAACAGCGGGACCGAGGAUACGCGCGCGGUUCCAGCGGCACGGGGCCAUGCCAAGAACAAAGACACGCGCGUGCACACACACACACGUACACAAAUACACUCAAACAACAUCUGUGUUCCGGUGCUGGUGGGUUCGAUCGGUGUGCUAGCUCGGUGGUGGUGAGUCCUCGCGCCGGAGUGAUCAGGGUGGAAGGGUGUUUUGUGGUGAGACGAAACAUAAUAAAACGCAGCUGAGAAGACAAGAAGCGUGCAAAUGGCAAAGCAAUAAGCAGCCCAGCAGCCCAGCCAGAAGACUCUCGGACCCUUUUUUGCACCGUUCCGUGCUGUGCGUGUCGUCGUCGUCCGUUAGCAAAGCGUGGCCGUGCUAGUAGUGUACACUACCGAUCCACUAACACCGAGAGCACCAGCAUACCAGCGAGAGUGUGUGCGUGCGUCAGGAUAAGAAUACAGUGUGGUGGUAGUAGAUGGAUGUGGUGCCAACCAUCCUGGGACCGUUGGUGCUCGAGAACGUACAGCAGUGGUGGUGAGAGAGAAGGGUGCAUUACUGCAACAAAAACAAAAAAACAAACGCCUUUCUGAAUCAACAACAGCCGAACGGGCGAGUCGCCGAGGUCACACCGACAAACUACGCGACUCGGAAAACCGAAAGGGUGGCCCCACUGGUGGCGACAGGCAAAGUUUUUAGUUUGCACAUUUUUUCCGUUCUGUUCCGUUCUGUUCCAUUUUGGUUGCCUUUGUGUUCCGUUUCGGUGUGGUGCGUUUCAAGUGCUUUAAAUUAGUUUUUUUCUUCUUCUGUGUACGUGCGUGUGAAUCCUGCUUUCCCCGUCCGCAACACUGACAGGGGAGAGCAACCACACGCAACGACCAUUCUCCGUUGCGGAGCGUAACGGAACGCACAUGCCAUCGUCCGGCGCGACAUCUUGGAAUCGUAAGUCUGUCCGGUCGCGCGGGUGCAAUAAACACGGCACCGCACGAUACUUCUGAGAAAUGGUCGCGUGAGCCCGGGGCAACCAUUCGGCAAACACACGGAAAGGAAAGGAAAGCCAAGAGCGAUUUUGCCGCACCAGGUACACGCCCCGCGCGCCUUGCUGGUUCUGGGCCGACCAUGGAAGAAUAAUGGAUGCUCCGUAGGUUGCAGCUGAUGAGCCAAUAGCAAGUAGUAGUGUUGUGUUGUCGUGUUGCCGUGUCCUUGCACAGGACAGCCCGUACAGAGAGAGAUUGAGAGAGUUUAGCAGGAGGCAGAGUCAGCACUUGCUCUCGCUUCCUUGCCGAUCGUCGAGUUCGGUUUGUUUGGCGCAUACGGCGCUGCUGGUUCGAGCGCACUAACCGGCAUUCCCUCCUCCCCAGCUCACACACACACACACGCACAAACAGACCUGCUUAACGGGGGCCAUUAGCGCAUUAGCUCCCCUUCGUCGUCGCCCCUCGUCAAACCUGCCCGAAACGGCACCAAACGGUAGCAGCCGGUCCCGCAACCAGCAGCUAUGGAUGAGGAAAUCGUCCCGCGCACAUUCCGCGAAAAGGCACUGUUCUACACUACCGCCUUCUUUAUCCUGCUUGGCACGUUCAGCCUGUUCGCUUUCCUCUUCCUGGUGCCGUUCGUGAUCGAGCCCGCGUUCCAGACGAUCUUCAUGCAGUUCGACGAGUCGCCGGCCCUGUGCGUGACCGCCUACAAUGAGCAUCUGUACGGGGCGAAGAACUGCUCCUGGGCGUCGUGUCGCGAAGGCUGCACCAAGGACAUCUACGAGUGCCAGCAGAUACGCGUCAAUUACAAGACGGCCGCCCAGCUAGCGGCGGCCGCCGCCAGGGAGGCAGCCGGCGGUGACACGGCCAGCUCAACGCCGGCACCAUCGACGGCGGCGGGCACGAGCGCUUCAACAAACCCCACGGGUGAUAGUAGCAUUAGUCGGGAGGAGAAUAGUAGAGAUAAUAGUAUAGCUAGUAGUUCCAAUAGCGUUGCCAAGCCGGGCGACGGCGGCAGCAGUAGCCAACCGAUCAGCACGUCCGACGGUGGUGGUGGCGCGUCCCGGGCGCUGGCCGGUAGCAACAGCCGGUACGGCAGUGCGCUGAAACGGUUCGAGCGGGCGAUCCGGGCCGACUACGACUACGGCGACACGCUGCUGGAGGGCGGCAACGGGCUGGGCGGCGGGUACGGCGACUCGAAGCACGGCUUCAUCAGCUCGAUCAUCGACGACGAGAACGCGUUCAUCGAGUACCCGGAGGAGAUGACCGGGCUGAUGGGCAACAACUCGGAAUGGUACUUUACCGGGGCCCGGCUCUACCCGAACGUGAAGGGCUGCGGCUACCCGCCGAUACUGAACUGCACCAUCUGGACGAAGAAGUACUGGACGAUCGGGACCAACUUCAGCUGCUACUACUCGCGCGUCGAUCCCGAGCUGGUGAUCAGCGAUCUGGACAUGUGGCAGAACACGCUCAACCUGGUGUUCGCGAUGGCGAUCCCGAUACCGUCGUUCAUCAUCUCGGUCAUCUACCUGGCGUUCGCGUACUUUGUCAUCUUCAACGAGGACGAGGAGGCCGGCCUGCUGGACAAGAACGGCGAGGACGAGGCCGGCGAGGACGACCUCGAGCAGGAGACGGACGAGGGCAACGACAACAAGAUCAACAACGAGAACGAGGUCGAGGUGACGGCGAACCACAUCAACGAAAAGCAGCAGCAGCAGUCGGCGGACGAGGAGAAUGGUGUUCACACGACCACCACGACCACACCGAUCCAGCCGCUGCCGAACGGUACGGCCAACUCGAUCAACAACACCAAUACGACGGCGACCACCAACACGAACGGUUCGUCCAAACCGAUCACACCGAACUCCACCUCCGACCUGAACUCGUUCGGCCACCAGCUGAAGGUGAAGAUGGCGGACGAGAUGUCGCGCGAAAGCAUCGACGGUGGGCUGCUGUCGAACUCGGCCUCCUACCAAGGAAACUUGAGCAAGACGAUGACGACCAGUAUCUCGACUCCGCCUGGUCCGAUAGCCGCAGUCUGAAACGUCAAGUGCAUGGUCUGGAGGACGUUAAGUUUAAAUUUACGAAGUAAGAGUCUGCUUAUCUUAUGAUUGUUGACGCGACCCUGGCGCGCGGAACUCCACUGCUAGAAGGAUGCCGCUGGGUGCGCCUUUUCGACACCGACCUCUGCAAGCGCUGGCAAAGGGACUGCAAGCGAAACAACCAACCUUUCACCAAUACCCGCAUAUACACACACAAAUACAGCUGCUAGCUACUACAGGCCAUGGAAAAAGGGAGCAGUGCGACUGCCAAUUAGGAGCGGCGAGGCGAUAGAUGGUAAACCUGCACACAAACUGCACCGAACGCCGUGGUGGUACGCUUCGUUUGACAACAUUUGGCCCCGCAACAUUAAACCACUAUGGCAUAGCUGACGCGCUACUACAGCAAGCAGAUGUGCGGUGCGGAGAGAGUUGAUCGUUACGAAAUGCCGCCGACUGCUGUGUGCUGCAUACACGACCUGGCCCGGCCUGGUCAGGAGAGCGGAAUCAUUGUAAGCCGAAUAACUACGUUUCAUUUUGGGAACUGUUUAUGCUGAUCGCUUUUUAACUUUAGAUGUAAAAAACAAAGCAAACAAAACCGUACAUAUAUUGCAUAUAAACAUACAAGAGCAUAGAGUCGGCUUGCGUAGUAGGCAAAACAGCAGGUGUAGGCCAAAGGAACACUUGAAAAAUGUUUAAAAAAAGCCACUCUACUCUACCAAUCUACCUGCGCCAGUCUACGGUGUAGGUGUGGGGCGGUUACAUGUAUAAAACGGAAAACUCUCUCCUUUGUUUCAUAAACAAAUGCCUCUCGUUGUUAUGGGUUUUUGCUCCAGUUAGCCUGCUAUAUUAGUGAGAUGCGAGUAAAUCUGUAAGGAUCGGUAGGGAGAGGGAAGCCGAAAGCUGUUUCACAAACACACUAUACUCUGCCUCGUAGCCGUGAAUGAUGCGGAUGGACCUUAGUAGAAGCCGGUAGAGCGAGAUAAAGACACGUAGAGGUGAACGCAUCCGCGAUACACGCUGCCCCCGUUCGUUCGUGUCGUGUAGAGCCGUAGUGCAAACAAGCAUUGGAAGGAUCGAGUUGAUUUACGCUAAGAUGCAAUAUUUUACCUGCAAUCUGCAAUAUGGUUUGUGUAAGGAUUACGCUACACACACACACACGACGCAUCAACUGUUGAUAGAUUUUUACUGAACUUUAGAAAAGAUGCUUUAGCGAGAUGAGCGUUACGUCACUGAGCAGUACGAUUACUUAGCACACUGUCUCAUACACCCACACACAGACACGUACACACACACACAUUGAUUGUAGUAUAGACUCUUGAAGAAUAGCUGAAAUUGGUAGCAUGCAAUAGGAAGAAAUGUGUAAAGGGAGGGGGAUGUCGAAGGGAGCAAGCACAAACGCAUAAUUACCAUAGUCGGCACCGUACACAAAAAAAACGAAAAGUUUAAAAAUGGAAGAGUAAGAACUACAUGAAAACGGCAAAACAAAUGCUAACGACGUUUCUGUUCUCAUGCUAUCGUAAUAUGGCCGUGUAGCUAAGGAAGGUUUUAUAUGGCGAGUGCGUGAUUCGAGGGGAAAUUAGCAUACCCAAAACUGCAUCUAAAUUGUUUCGUAGACUAGGAAAUCAGAACAUGAUAACAAAAGCCGCCAGCAGGAGAGAGAAUGUGAGAUAAUGAGAGAGAAAGAGAGAGAGAAAGAGAGAGAGAGAGAGAGAGAUAGAAAGAGAGAAAAGAGGGAAAGAAAAUGUUUUAAUUUCAUUAUCUUCUCAUAGGUUUGGUAUUGGUUGCAUUCAACAAUGGGUCGUUUUUUCAAUGGACUACAUCCUUAAUGCUAUAAAACAAAGACAAAAAACAAACUUACACGAUUCAGUAAUGCUUCGGUAGAUAAAGAGCCAACGGUACGUUUUUAACUGCAACAUAUAACAAAACAGUCCCCACAAAACUUAUUUUUUAUCGGACCGGACUGGAUACCGUGAAUGCAGAUAGUCAUAUAUAUGUAUACUGCGUAGCUAUGUACGUAAUGCCCCUGUAAAGCUUUUAAACUUAGUUGUAAUAGGACGAUAGUACGCAAAGCGACACAUUGCACAAUGCUUUCCAUAGCACAAUGUUUACAAACUCGUUGACCGAAAAUCCAUUGGUGCAGGUAUUUUCUUUUUCGUUUUCUUAUGCAAUUGUUUUGAACUGUUAUUUCAAUAUUAUAAACCGUUGAUAUUUGAUUUUUUUUACUUUUAUGGAUUCCGUUUCUUGUCUCCAGAUGUUCACAUUUGCACUUACCUCAUUUCGCCCUUUUUGCUUACUAUUCCGGUUUGCUUUGGUUAUCUUACUGAAAACAAAAAAAAAACCCUUGUAAAAAUGUCUGAACUCAAAAAAA
Molecule: messenger RNA, 5849 nt
Organism: Anopheles arabiensis
Lineage: Eukaryota; Metazoa; Arthropoda; Insecta; Diptera; Culicidae
Product: cilia- and flagella-associated protein 298
Exons: 3
Coding region: 1961-3481 (506 amino acids)
Biological process (GO): regulation of cilium movement; regulation of sodium ion transport
Molecular function (GO): sodium channel regulator activity
Source: RefSeq, a predicted model, not a curated record